UAUCGCUGCUCCGCUCCGGCCCUUCCCUUCCUUCCUCUACCUGCCCCCAGCGAGUGAAUUCCGGAAUCCCCCCAAUCAAUCCGACGCCACACACACGACACGAGAGAGAGGCGACGCGGCGGCCUCCCCCAAUUCCCAAUUCCCCUCCGCAGGGACUCGGCCGGCCGGGACCCCGAUUCGAUUUCGAGCCCCCGUCGGAUUCGCCCCCAGCUCCUCCUCCUCCGCCGCCGCCUCGAUUUUCGAGCCGCGGGAGUCGCACCUGCCGAUCGGCCGGUAGGCAGGGCAGCAGGGGGAGGGGAGAAAAAAAAAAGGAGGAUGAGCUUCCAGGACCUGGAGGCGGGCAACGUCCGCGGGGCGCCGCUGGGCGGCGGGCGGCGGAACGGCCGUGGGGGCCCCGCGGCGGCGGGCGGCGCCGGCGCGUCGCAGGCCGUCGCGUCGGGGGUCUUCCAGAUCAACACCGCCGUCGCCACGUUCCAGCGCCUCGUCAACACGCUCGGCACGCCCAAGGACACCCCCGACCUCCGCGACAGGAUACAUAAGACACGGCAACACAUAACACAACUAGUGAAGGAUACAUCGGACAAGCUUAAACAAGCUAGUGAGGCGGAUCAUCGUGUUGAAGUCAGCGCUACCAAGAAGAUCGCUGAUGCAAAGCUAGCUAAGGAUUUCCAAGCAGUCCUAAAAGAAUUCCAGAAAGCUCAACGGUUAGCAGUAGAGAGAGAAGCUGCAUAUGCACCUUUCAUUUCUCAAGCGGGCCUGCCACAGAGCUACAACUCAAGCGAGGUGAAUAAUGGCGCUGAUAAAUUGGCUGAACAGCGCACGCAGCUUCUAGAAUCUAGAAGGCAAGAGCUUGUCUUCUUGGAUAAUGAAAUUGUGUUCAAUGAGGCCAUCAUCGAGGAGAGGGAUCAGGGAAUACAAGAGAUUCAGCACCAAAUUACUGAAGUAAACGAAAUCUUCAAAGAUCUUGCUGUGCUAGUCCAUGAUCAAGGAGCAAUGAUUGAUGAUAUUGACUCACACAUAGAGAAUGCUGUUGUAUCAACUUCGCAGGCAAAAGGCCAGCUUUCGAAAGCUGCUAAAACUCAGAAGUCGAACUCUUCACUGAUAUGCUUGUUGCUGGUUAUUUUCGGAGUUGUCCUGCUCAUAGUGAUAAUAGUCCUUGCAGCCUAAAAAAGCUUGGAAGGCGCUUGAGGCUCCGAAAUCUGGUCAAGCUUAGCGCGAAGGAUUCCUUCAUAAAUUAUUUUUGCUGUGCAGUCAGGAAUGUAUCCUGGUUCCCGCCUGGAGGGUGGGUGGGGGGUUGGCGUUCUGGUCGUGGCGUGGUGGUGUACGGGGUGGUGAUGUGACUGGAAUGCAUCGGUUUAUAUAAGCAUAAUUUCCUGUCAGUGUAGUGCCUCUUGUCUCACAUGCUCGCUUUGUUUAUAUAUAUGUAAUGUAUCGACGAGUGCGUGCUGUAGAACAAGGAGGUUUGGAUUAUCUGUGGUAUGAAAUUUCUUGAUUCCGUGAGAAAUCAUUUGCAAUGUAUCAACUUGGUUUUCCUUUUCUUCUCA
Setaria italica (foxtail millet) is the source of this 1544-nucleotide messenger RNA. RefSeq names its product syntaxin-22. Bases 316 to 1167 code for a protein of 283 amino acids. Gene Ontology annotation, cellular component: SNARE complex; endomembrane system; membrane. NCBI's taxonomy places the organism in Eukaryota, Viridiplantae, Streptophyta, Magnoliopsida, Poales, Poaceae. The transcript has 7 exons. Gene Ontology annotation, molecular function: SNAP receptor activity; SNARE binding. The record is from RefSeq and is a predicted model, not a curated record. Gene Ontology annotation, biological process: vesicle-mediated transport; vesicle fusion; intracellular protein transport.